Molecule: messenger RNA, 1101 nt
Organism: Aspergillus aculeatus ATCC 16872
Lineage: Eukaryota; Fungi; Ascomycota; Eurotiomycetes; Eurotiales; Aspergillaceae
Product: 3-deoxy-7-phosphoheptulonate synthase
Exons: 3
Coding region: 1-1101 (366 amino acids)
Biological process (GO): aromatic amino acid biosynthetic process
Cellular component (GO): cytoplasm
Molecular function (GO): 3-deoxy-7-phosphoheptulonate synthase activity
Source: RefSeq, a predicted model, not a curated record
AUGCCUUUGAUCAGCACCACCGAAGUCAGCGAGGACACUCGUGUUUUGGGAUAUGAUCCCCUUCUCUCCCCCCAGUUUCUGCAGACCGAGAUCCCUGCUCCUGCGCGCGCAUUAGAGGCCGUCCGUGCCGGCCGCAACCAGGCAAUUGAGAUCAUCGAGCAGCGCGAUGACCGCCUGCUCGUGGUUGUUGGUCCCUGCUCCAUUCAUGACCCUGAGACGGCUUUAGAGUAUGCCCGUCGCCUCAAGGAGCUGUCUGAGAAGCUCUCCGGCGACCUCUGUGUCAUCAUGCGUGCUUACCUGGAGAAGCCUCGCACCACUGUCGGUUGGAAAGGGUUGAUCAACGAUCCGGAUAUUGACGAGACCUACAACAUCAACAAGGGUCUUCGUGUCUCCCGCCGUCUUUACGCAGACCUGACUGGCAUGGGCUUGCCUAUUGCCAGCGAGAUGCUGGACACCAUCUCCCCCCAGUACCUUGCGGAUCUCAUCUCUCUCGGUGCCAUCGGCGCCCGUACCACCGAGUCCCAGCUGCACCGUGAGCUCGCCUCUGGUCUCAGUUUCCCCAUUGGCUACAAGAACGGCACCGACGGCAACCUGACCGUGGCCAUUGACGCCAUUGGCGCUGCCGCCCACCCCCACCGCUUCUUGGGUGUCACCAAGCAGGGUCUGGCUGCCAUCACAAAGACCUCUGGUAACGAACACGGUUUCGUUAUCCUCCGUGGAGGCAACAAGGGUACCAACUACGACCGUGAAAGCAUUAAGGCUGCCCGUGAGGCCCUCCAUGGCAAGAAGCAGCGCGAGGUCGUCAUGGUCGACUGCUCUCACGGUAAUUCCAACAAGAACCACCGCAACCAGCCCUUGGUCGCAAAGGAAGUUGGUGACCAGCUCCGUGAGGGCCAGGAUGCUAUCAUCGGUGUUAUGAUCGAGUCCAAUAUCAACGAGGGUAACCAGAAGGUCCCUCCCGAGGGUCCCUCCGGCCUGCGCAAGGGUGUCAGUAUCACGGACGCUUGCAUCGACUGGGAGACCACGGUCACUGUCUUGGAAGACUUGGCAGAUGCAGUUCGUGCCAGACGUGCCGCCAAGGCUAAGAUUGCUGCUGAAUAA